Molecule: messenger RNA, 1036 nt
Organism: Rubroshorea leprosula
Lineage: Eukaryota; Viridiplantae; Streptophyta; Magnoliopsida; Malvales; Dipterocarpaceae
Source: the annotation of a GenBank genome assembly
GUUUCAUCGUUGUCCUUGGUUUGUUUCUCUGCAACACAUAAGCCAUGGGAACUCAAGCUCCAGAUUCUUAUCUCAACAACAAUCAGCAGCCAUGUCCCUGAGCUAUUCUACUAUUGCUUGGACGGCUUCAGUUGCCAAGGGUGUUCAGCCAGAUGUGCAGUAUGGCUAUAAAGCUAGUACCACAGCUGGAACAGUGUUUAACUUCUUCGGUGCCUUGGGAGAUGUAGCCUUUGCCUAUGCAGGGCACAAUGUGGUGUUGGAGAUCCAAGCAACCAUCCCAUCUACACCUGAGAAGCCAUCAAAGGGGCCUAUGUGGAGGGGAGUCAUUUUGGCCUACAUAGUUGUGGCCCUUUGCUACUUCCCUGUAUCUUUGAUUGGGUAUUGGGUGUUUGGUAACUCUAUUGACGACAACAUCCUCAUCACACUGGAGAAACCUGCUUGGCUAAUUGCAAUGGCUAACAUGUUUGUAGUUGUUCACGUCAUUGGGAGCUAUCAGGUCUAUGCAAUGGCGGUGUUUGACAUGAUGGAGACCGUUCUUGUAAAGAAAUUGCAUUUCAAACCCAGCAUAAUGCUUCGGUUUGUUGUACGUAACAUCUAUGUUGCAUUCACAAUGUUUGUUGCCAUAACUUUCCCUUUCUUUGGUGGCCUUUUGUCAUUUUUCGGAGGAUUUGCUUUUGCCCCAACAACAUACUUUCUCCCUUGCAUAAUGUGGCUUGCUAUCUACAAACCAAGGAGGUUUAGUUUAUCUUGGUGGACUAACUGGAUCUGCAUUGUACUUGGCGUUCUCUUGAUGAUCGUAGCACCUAUAGGAGCACUGAGGCAAAUCAUCAGUAAAGCUAAGGAUUAUCAAUUCUACUCUUAAUUUGUAUCCUAAACCAGAUGGAGGUGGAGUGCCAUGCAAUACAGAAAGGAAACUGUGAAUGAGUCGUUACACGUUCCAAAAUAGUUUCAAAUUAAAUUAAAACAGAUGCCUGUAUUCAAUAUUUGGAAUUUAUAUUUUACCAUUCAUAUUGCAAAUUAAAAGCACAAUUUGGCU